GUGCAGAUGAAAGGAAAAUAUUUUGUGUGUCAGUUGUCAGUUGAGUCUGCUCGAAGCUGGAUGGUCGUUAUAAUGACGGCGAUUCAGGAUGAAACUUAUUUUGGUUUUCAAACAUUUGCUUGGCUCGCGGAUUAUGUUAAUCUUCCCAUUGAUCAAGUGAAUUUUUUGAUAACACAAUUCACUGCAUUGGGAUUGGCUGGAAUUUUAAGGUCAUCACUAAAUCCAAAUGUAACAUCACCAGCCACAAGACAUGCAUUCGUUCUUAUUUUUGGACUUGCCCUUGGAUACUUCAAUUUCGGCAAGCACGCGAUCCAUUUGGCAGGACUACCGACAAUAUGUUACAUAGUGAUGAGAACUCAGGAUCCAAAAGUGAUGCAAAGAUUCGUUCUCGUCAUUGCAUUGAGUUAUCUUUCAUGUAUUCAUUUACAUCGACAAUUUUAUAAUGGCGGAAGUUAUACACUCGACAUCACUGGUCCUCUUAUGGUAAUCACUCAAAAGGUGACGAGUCUGGCUUAUAGUAUUCACGAUGGAUUGUGCCAAAUGGAUGAGGAUUUGACACCCUCACAACGUCAUCAAGCAGUUCGAAAAAUGCCAACAAUGCUGGAGUACUUUAGCUACAUAUUUCAUUUUCAAUCAAUAAUGGCAGGACCCAUAAUUUUAUAUCACGACUACAUCGAUUUUAUUCACGGUCAACGGAUCUUGGAAGUGAAAUCACUUAACGGUUACAGCGAGAAAACAUCGAAUGAAAUUGUUCUUGAACCAUCGCCAGCUACAAUUGUUGUUAAAAAAGUUCUCACAAGUCUUUUCUUUGCCCUUGUAUUUGUCACAUUCAUUCCCUCGUAUUCGAUCGUUAAAGUCAAAGAUGAUGAGUUCUUGGAAAAAACUUCGAUUAUCUACAAAUUUUGGUACCUGACAAUAGCCACAAUGUUGGUUCGCUUUAAGUAUUAUCAUGCCUGGAUUAUGGCUGACGCAAUUUGCAAUAAUUCGGGUCUUGGCUUUAAUGGAUUUGAUGAAAAUCAACAGUCACGUUGGGACAAAGUUUCUAAUGUUGAUGCCUUUAAAUUUGAGACUGCUCUUAGUCUUAGGGAUAGUAUCGAAGCUUGGAACAAGGGGACAAAUCGAUGGCUACGAUCGUUAGUUUAUGAAAGAAUGCUUCGCAAUAAAACAGCUUACACAUAUGCCUUGUCUGCCUUAUGGCAUGGAUUUCAUCCUGGUUACUACCUCACAUUCGCCAAUGGAGCAUUUUUCACAUACGCUUCACGAAUCGUUAGACGCCAUGUUCGACCUCACUUCCUAAUUUCGAAGAAGACCAAAUUAUUUUACGAUAUAAUAACAUUCUUGACAACGAAAGUCAUUUUAACCUACACGACGUUUACUUUCGUUCUUCUGGAAUUAAAACCAAGUAUCACAAUGUACCUGCAUUUGUACCUAUUCCCGAAUAUUUUGGGAUUGACAGGAAUUCUCUUUCUGCCUGUAAUUCUGCCUCUUACGAAGCAAAAAUCACAAACUUCCAAGACUGAAUUGAGUAAUGGACACGUAACGACAAAUGGACACGCGCACAAAAUCGAAUGAUUGAUAUAAAGCAAAAAAAAAAAAAAAAAAAUAAUAAUAAUCAGAAAUUAGGAGAUUAAUUGUUUGUAUGUGUGUACCGAGAGAUUUUCCAAUCUCGAUUGCGAGGAUUUUUUAUUUAUUAUAAAGUACGAAAGUUAAGAUAUUUUUUAAGAAAUA
Molecule: messenger RNA, 1728 nt
Organism: Leptopilina heterotoma
Lineage: Eukaryota; Metazoa; Arthropoda; Insecta; Hymenoptera; Figitidae
Product: lysophospholipid acyltransferase 1
Exons: 11
Coding region: 7-1572 (521 amino acids)
Biological process (GO): lipid modification
Cellular component (GO): membrane
Molecular function (GO): acyltransferase activity
Source: RefSeq, a predicted model, not a curated record